Molecule: messenger RNA, 1287 nt
Organism: Paramecium pentaurelia
Lineage: Eukaryota; Ciliophora; Oligohymenophorea; Peniculida; Parameciidae
Source: the annotation of a GenBank genome assembly
CAAUGAGUGAUUAUCAGUAAAAAUACUAAGAAAUCAAAGGAAGUCUAGCCAUUUUGAUGUAAUAAAAUAAUGCUCUCAAAUAAUAACUUAAAGAAGCUUGUGAAGAAUUAUAAGAAAAAUAAUAGUUAAAAGAAGAAUGGGCAGAUGAAGUGUAAAGAGUCUCUGAAACAAUUAAUAUAUUAUAAAAUGAAAAUUCUUGUAAUUAUUAUUUAUAUUUUAGAGUUAUAAUAAGAAAAUGAAUAAUUGCAUAGAAACUGUUCAGAAUCUAAAUACUUAAUUGAGCAAUAAAUUGAAUAAAUUACUAUUUUGAAGGAUUAGAAUGAUAAAUUGGUUAAUUAGUUAGAUUAAUGCAGAUAAUAAAAUUUACAAAAGGAAUUAUAUAUAAAAUAGUAAAGAGAUGAUAAUCUUAAAUAAAUAGAUUAAUUACAAUAGUAAUAAUUUGAAGAAAUAAAAAAAUUAUAGGGUAUAAUUGAUAAUCAAAGUGGUUUAAUAUAAUCUUAUGAGAAAUUAAAUGAAAUUGAGAAAUAAGAUACUCAUCAUGUUAAAUAAUAACACUAAAUUAUAUUUGAAGAUUAACUUAUUGAAUUGAAGAAUAGAAAUAUCAUACUAUCAAAUAAAAUUAAUGAAGAGAAAUAGAAAUAUGAUUAAUUAUUUGAAUAACAUAAAGAUGAAGUAUAAAAACUAUAAGGUGUAAUUAAAGAAUAAAAAGAAUUAUUAAAUCAAUAUGAAAGAAUUAUAGAGAGAGAUAAGAAAUAAGUCUAAUAACAACAAAAUUUGAACAUUACUCCUAUUCAUAAGUAAUAUGAAAUACCAUAACUUCAAUAACCUUAAUAAAUUAAAUAAAUACAUUAAAUAUAAUAAGCACCACCACAAUAACCUUUAUAUUAACAAUCUAAUUAUAAUCAAAAUAUGUAUCAAUAAACUUUGACAUCCCCUGUUCUUUAUGAAAAAUGCAAUCAACCAUCUCCAACUUAUUUACACACAUAACCAAGUUAUGCAUAACCUCUAUCAUAAAGACCACCAAAAACCUUUUUUACUAACAAUAAGAUAAAUCAUCAAUUACAAUAAUAGAUAACAAGAGAUAAAUAAAAUUCAAGAGAAUAUCACUAAAAACGUAGUUUUCAUUUUGAUGAUUAAGAAGACAGUAAAAGAGUAGAAAAAGAAUUUUAAGAAGAAUUUUUGAAUAAAUUUUAGAAUGUAAUUGGAAGAAUGGAAGAUAAACUAUAUUAAAUGCAAAAUGAACUAAAUAUUUCUGAUAUUUCUGAUAAACCAAAAAAAUUAAGAUGA